Aplysia californica (California sea hare) is the source of this 2976-nucleotide messenger RNA. RefSeq names its product ubiquitin-like protein 4A. Gene Ontology annotation, biological process: post-translational protein targeting to endoplasmic reticulum membrane. Gene Ontology annotation, molecular function: protein binding. NCBI's taxonomy places the organism in Eukaryota, Metazoa, Mollusca, Gastropoda, Aplysiida, Aplysiidae. The transcript is spliced from 4 exons. Bases 218 to 673 code for a protein of 151 amino acids. The record is from RefSeq and is a predicted model, not a curated record.
CAAAAUAAAUAUCCCGAUAGACUGCGUCUCUAAUGUUGCCCGCUACCAUACAAAAAUCUGGGAAAGUUGCGAAGCGGAUGUUGGAAAUCGGAAAGCACCAACAGCAGAGCAGAAUAGAUCUUUCAUUGUUGAUUGUUGUUCUCGUGCAUCUGUGUAGAGACUGAAAGUGAAUUCAGUAGGCUGUAUCUUUGUAUAUUUUGAGUCCUAAGAAGACACAAUGCACCUUACAGUCAAAAUACUCAAUGGAGAAGAAUGUACCCUUGCGGCUUCUCCAAGUAGUCUUGUUAGUGAUGUAAAAGAACAGGUUCAAGCUUUGAUGUCUAUACCAGUAGCAGAUCAGAAGUUGUUGUUCAAGGGAAAAGCAUUGAUGGAUGCGAAACCUUUGCGAGAAUAUGGAGUGGAGGACAGCUGCAAGAUAACCCUGGUCAUCAAAAAAUCUGUCUUGAAAAGCACUGAGGCAUCUCUACCUACCACAUCCCCUCAGAAGAUUUGGCACUCACAGCCUGAGAGUCCGGUCUGGGAGAAAAUGAGAGUCUUUCUACGCCGUCAUUUCCGAGAGAGUGAUAUUGAGGCUGUAUUAAAUGCAUUUCGAGAGGAAUUUGAACGUAACCUGUCCAGUUUGAGUCUUGAUGACAUUGAGCGAUUUGCUAUGACGAAACUGCGAGUGGUAUGAUGAUCCGUGGUUCCGUGAAGUGGCAUAGUUUGUACUGACAUCUUGAAGGGCCCACGAUGAGCAAAAGGAAUAUAAGAAAAACACUGGAACUUUCUGUGAAGGGGAAAGGACCAUUCAGACUUUUGUUUGGUUAUAUUGCAUCUUUGAUAAUAUGGUUUUAAAAUUCACAUUGUGUAGAUAUCUAAAGUUGUGCCCCCCUCCCUCUCCAGAAGGUUGUAAGAUGGUUUUAGAUAAGUAAAUAUAAUAUAAAUGAUGGACGACUGAAAUUAAUUGUGUGUUUGCCCUUAGUGUUUCGUAGCGAAAGUUAUUUUUAUGUGUCAAAUCUGGAAACCUUCGAGAUUCAUGUGUAAAGAAUAAGCAAAUUUAAGAUUUGGAUGAUUCACCUCUUCACUAUUUAGCCGUAGCCCACUGUGUAGAUAUUCAGUCCAUUUUUCACUGUAAGGGGGUUAAAAGAAUCAGGCUGAUGGCGUGCAAAAGGGGACUCUGUAAACAUUUCACUGGUUGUUCCCCCUACUUGGAUAGAACAUAAGAAAUAUUUAACCAUUUUUCAUCGAAUUCAGAGUUUGUUUUUGACUGUGACGACAUUUAUUUUCCUGGCAGAAUGCACUGCCUCUCAUGUCAUAAAGUGUCAUAAUACCAGUUGUAUCCACCAUACAUGCGUGUAAAUGUAUGUCUGUUGUAUGUUUGACCCUUAACCUUUACACAUUUCAUAGAACAGUCUGGAGGAGAAUAACUUGGCUGACCAUGGCUUGCUGUGAAGAGUAAAUUUGUGUGAGUUUGUGCUUUUCUUCUUGUAUGAGUUUUGAAUGCAGUUGUUUGAUAGUGUCUUUGACUUUUGCAAUUGGUGUCCAUCAAUGAAGAUGUAAAUCUAUUGAUAAUAUUAUUCACCUCAUUUAUUUCAAGGCUAAAAUUUGAUAUAUAUGCAACCUUGACCAACUCUUGGCAGUGUGUGGGCCCAUCUAUGUGUUUUGAAAUGUAUUUAUUGGUGUGCCUCAAAUGUUUAUGUGCUGCAGAUGGUGAUUGUGCAUUGGUGAGACCUUGUUGACACCUUGCCUGUGCUGGAUGUGUUGAUCAGAGCCUGCAUGAGUGAAAGACUGACACUUCUCUUGCUUUUUAAAAAUUCGUUUCAUUCAUUUUCCAAGUGAAGAACCUACCUGUUUUGUAUUGUUGAAGUACUGUUGUGUCUCAUCAUUUGGUUCCUCGGUUUCCGAUUAGGUCAUCAAAUUCCAGUAUUGCUAUGUCAAGUAAGGCUUGACAUGGGUUGUUGGGUGUAAGAAUGUUGAAAGUAUGAGUUGAGGAAUCCAAAUUUUGACCUAAUGGUGGUUUGAAAGUUUUCUGUCCAGGUAUAUGACAUGUGUCUUUAAUAACAAAAGGUUUGCGGAAUGGAAAUCAGAGAUCCUUUCCUAGGCGGGACUAGAAAAUGUUUUAUUGCUUUCAUAGUUGAUUUGAUAUGGAAAACUCGGAAGACUCUUUUAAACCAUCCAUCUUUAGAUGUGCUGACAGGUGGCUGCCCAGGCCAUGCACAGGGGUAUAGUAAUUGGUAGCUUGAAUGCAAAAAAAUUGGUCCCUAUAAACUAUAAAGUCAAAAAGCAACAACUCCAAAAUUACAUUUUUGUGGUAAAAUAAACUCAAAGCCUUGUAUUUGUAAAUAUGGGUAGAUGAAUAACUAAAGAAUCACUUUUUAUUGGUACUCAAUUUUUGUUUUAAAAAUUGAUUUUUGAUCCUUAUCGCCCUUUUAACUCAGUUUGAGCAAAUGUGUCUUGCGGUACCUUUCUCCAGGCACACACACAUAUAGAUAUAUGCAUGUCUAUAUACACCUGGGAGGCUUUAGUGAGAAUUUUUAAUUUCCCCUCCUCAGAUAAGCUUUUUAUUGCUUUUCUUUCAUGAAAGUGUAAUGUGUGUCACGGUGUAGUGGAAUCAGGCGCUCGUCAGUCUUUGGGCAUGUGGAGUUAUUAAUAUCUCAUCUUAAAGCUCGUACAUUUGUCUCAUUUUCUAUGAAAAUACCCAUCUAUCUUGAAUGGAAGUUCAGAUAUUUGCGAUUGAAGGAGAUGGGAGUCGCCUGGUUUCAGAUAUUGGUUCUACUGUUUGUUAAAAAUGGCUGUGGUUGUGUUUUGGGGGUGGCUUCUAUAUGCCAUAUGGUCGUUGAAAUUGUGUCCUAGAAGAAUUUUUUUCUAAUGAAGUUUUGAUAACUGAGCUGUGUGGCUUGUUUUUAAAACUUGAAAGUCAGGCAAGUGUACAAAGGACAGCAGGCGUGUGUACCAUGGUCUGUGUUUAGAUCUGAUUUGAAAGUUAACCAAAAAAAA